CUUGGUCAAGCUAGGAAGUAUUACGGGGAAUUUCCCUUGGUAUUUUCUACAUCGGGGUCUGCCUUCGAUUUAAAACGAAGUGAUUGUUACUGUAUCCUUUCUUUAUUGAAGAUAAAUACACAUAUUUGGACACGUCAUUAUAAUACACAAGAAGGGAGACAUACCUAGCAUUCGUACCAGGAAAUGAACAUGGAGAAAGAAUUGAACUGCGGGGCAGAAGAAGAUUUGGUCUGUUCAGACUUUGUCAGAUCAUCUGUUUUGACUAGAAGAAUGAAUACAUUAGCUAUUUCCGCGGAUGAUUUGGUAAAUACCAGUGACAAUAACCUGAAUAAACCGUCUUUUAAACGUUUCAUGGGGCAAAACUGCGACGACUGGAUCAAAUAUUUGAUGCAGCAACCAAAAUCUCUUUCAGACAAAAUGCAAUACAGAGACUGCUUGACGAAAGCUCUUACAUUAUUUUGCAAGGAAAUCACAGAAAAUACUGUAAUUGAUUGUUACGAACUAGAUUUUCUUAUAUCCGAAAAUUGCAUCGCCGGAGAUGACAAAACGUACGUAGACACCAAAAGUAUAGGUACAAUGCAGCGAUCUCGGAGGCUUCUUUCUUUGAUGUUAUUACGUGACUACAGAACACUUCUGACAUACUUAACCAGUUUGCUGAUUCAAAAUAAACAUGUUGUUGAAAAGGUUUUACAAGAAUUAGACACUUGUUUGCGAAAUAAUUACAGAAAACCUCAAAAGUGCACAUUGUGCCAUCUUGAAAGUCGGGUUGACUUGUCCCUUAUUGUAGAUGAGCUUCUGUCCUACGAUGAAGAAUGGUUGCCUUUUUACAAUAAAGUUUGCCAGACAGAAUAUGUAGGACCAAGCAAAGAAAUUUGGCGGGAACUUACUGGUAGAGUCGGUGCAGAUGAGACAUUUAGACAGAUACUAGUAUCGAAUAUUGUGUUGAAAGCUUUACAAGCGUGUGGAUUUCAUUCGGACAUUGUUAUUAUGCUGCAAGAAGACAGACAGAUGAAAAGAAAUAGUUUUGUCUGCAGAUGCAGUGAAAUACUUCGUUUUGGGAAUUUAAGAAAAGAUUCUCGGACUUCAUCAUCACCACAAAUUCGGACUACCUCAAGACAAACGUUUCAUGCCGAACAGUUGAAAAGAAUGGACAAGUUACGACAGACAUACAACCAAGAUUAUAAUGCCAAAACAGUGUCUCGAAAGACUGGACAUCAGGAUGAGAAUAUAAAUAAAGAUAACGUAGAAAAACGGACAUCGGAGAAGAAAUUAUUUUAUGAAACGAAAGGCAGAGAAUUGUGUAUAUUGCUAAAAGGAAAUCAAGAUUCAUCGGACAAAGACAAAUUAGUACGAAGGAGAAUGAAGGGUAUCGAUGAGGAAGAAAAAACAGCAGAGUUUACAUCAUCACAUUUUAAUGGUCCUGAUCAUCAAACUGAAUUGUUAAAGUUGUACGCACAUGGACAAGAACACAAGAUGGAGAAAUUGAAAGGGGACGGCUUUUCAGAAGAAAGUGCUCAUUUAGAAGUUCGGACAAGGACCACCUGCACUCCGCCAGUAUCUGGGAUAUCUUCGAUACAAAUGGAUCUGUUGAAAGUUGACAUUUUUCAAAUAGAUGAACAACAGACAGAAUCAGAACAUGAUUGUUCGUUGACUGCACUACAGAUUAGUGAAAGCAGCGACGUUUCUGAAGCUAACAAAAACUCACAAGUAAGUUACCCUAAUAAAAGGCCAAGUUGUGAUUGGUGUCAACACCAGCUUGAUCUGUUCAAGACGAGAUUACCGGAAGUUGAAAAGGACAGAGAGAGUUGUGAACAUCAAAUGACUCUUUUGAAGAUUGGAAUACAUGAAUAUGAAAACGGGGACAACAGGUUUUCUCCGUGUCAAUCAUUAAAAAGUAUUGAAGAAACAUGUAACUCAAUAAAGAGAUCCUUUGAUAAUGCAUCAGCCGCGAAUCAGGAAACCGUAAAAGAAAAACCAACCAUUUGUCAGCAUAGCCAUGACAAAGAGCUAGAGACAGACGGACACAUUUUGAAUUUCUUGAUUGUUUUCACUUUUGUGCUUUGUUUCUUUAAUUAUAUUGUACAGAGCUUCUAUAACUUAUUUUAAGUAUCCAUUCUAAGUACAGAUGUUAAGUAAACAAAUUAAGAAUAAUCACUGACAAAGAAACUGAUUGAAUAUUUCACUUUUUCAUUUUAAUAUCGCUUAAAAAUGGAAACUGUUUCUACAAUAACUCUACAGUGCAUAUUUUAAAGACGAUUUAUGACGAUAAAUCCAAAAUUAGUUGACUUUUAAGGGACAACACGCCCUCAUACGCAGCAGUAUGUAAUAGCAAAUGUAUAUUUAGGCAAGUUAGUGAUAUAAUCAAACAAUGGAUGUGUUAAAAAAAUGUAGUUAUUUAAAAUGUCACGAUCAUGAUUCGUUUAUGCUGCGAUGUGCGAUAUAUCUUGAUCAUGCUUUAAAGGCAUUUCAUCACUUCAUUUUUGACAUUCCAUGAAUUAUCAAAAAAUCAUAUUGAAAGGUGCUCGUCACAUUUAUCUGGGCUUGGCUAAAACUCGAUAUCUUCAGGAAUAAAACACUUAUUCUAGAUAGAGAACAGUUAUGCCAAAUCAUUACACAGUAAUUUUAAUCAAUCUGUGAAGCCUAAAACAAUUUUAAGGUUGAAGUUAUUUUUCGAGAAACCGUUUUUAUACUAUUUUCUUCUUAACCCCCCCCCCCCCCCACCCCCCUACUAGAGGGUCUUCUGGCUUGCCUAUAUUCGUUCGUCGCAAAAAUAGUCAUGUGAUUUCAACGAAGUGCUUAACAUACUUUUGCAGAUAGAUGGUGUUAUGGAAAUACGGUUGCCACUUCAAAUAUUGGAAAGGCAACAAAUAUUUUAAAAGAAAGUUGAUCAAACGAUAACUGUUACAGUACAAGAAAUAUUUACCUGUAAUUUGUUUGUGAAUAAAAAUACAAUACUUACAAUACGCGUGUUAUUCUAUUUUGUUCUAUUAUCCGUCCGUCUAUUCGUCUGUCAGUCACAUAAAUGGAUCCUGCCAUAUUUUCAACGUACAAGGUAUUUUGUCAUAUAGUCUAGAACAUAGUGAAGAUUAUGCACUUCUUAUACAACAGGUUGAUCUUGAGGUAAUGUUAAAAGCACCAGAUAUGUUUUUAUUCUUUAGGUAGUUGGCAAAGUUGAGAAUCCUUUCAUCGAGUUUAAAUAAAAAAAAAUGUUAUUUCUAUGGAAACAAGACAUUAAAAUGUGAUACAGUUUUACCCUACAGUAAGUUUUAAAGUACAUGACAUGGUACGACAGAGAUGCAGAGCAGAAUACACAUGUCAGUUUAGUUUAUUGUUUCGACUGAAACAGUUACUAUGGCAACAAAACUGUAUAUAUAUGGUAUAUUGUGCAUAUUUUCAUAUUACUAAUAGUCCAUUUUUAAGUGCUGACACAUUUGGAAAAUAUGUUGUUAAUUACAUAUUAAAAUUUAAACAAAACCGA
Molecule: messenger RNA, 3478 nt
Organism: Mercenaria mercenaria
Lineage: Eukaryota; Metazoa; Mollusca; Bivalvia; Venerida; Veneridae
Exons: 3
Coding region: 184-2106 (640 amino acids)
Biological process (GO): cell-matrix adhesion
Cellular component (GO): lysosome; extracellular region
Molecular function (GO): calcium ion binding
Source: RefSeq, a predicted model, not a curated record